Molecule: messenger RNA, 2380 nt
Organism: Nothobranchius furzeri (turquoise killifish)
Lineage: Eukaryota; Metazoa; Chordata; Actinopteri; Cyprinodontiformes; Nothobranchiidae
Source: RefSeq, a predicted model, not a curated record
ACGGUUUUAGUAAGGAUUCUACACAAUGUUUGAUAAAUGAGAUCCCACAGUUUGCGUGGAAAGUUGCUUACGCAGUUUUCCGACACUGUUUUGUGCGUAAGCAAGCUUGAUAAAUGAGGCCCCUGGUUCCUGCAGCAGUCUUGUCAUUCUGCUUCCUUCUUGGAGUUCCUGGAAAAAUGUUUGGCAUCAUCCUUAAACCUAACUGGAAGCAUUUAUCCAGUCUGAGCCAGAGUUUGCUGCUGAAUCUGGCCAUCUGUGACCUGCUGGUAAUGCUCGCCCUUCCGGUAUGGAUUUACUCUUUUUUUCCAUGGCUGGAUCUUUGCUGUGGUGGCCUGUAAGCUUUUAGCAUAUACCGAGUACCCCACCAUUUAUGCAGCCUAUUUCUAUGGCUGAAAUUUUCAUUUAAUAUAAUAAUAAGAGUCUGAAACAAAUCUUACCUGUGUUGUUGUUGCUGAUCAUGGAGAUCUGAUGGUAUCUUUAGAACAUGGGGUGUGUACUCUGGAGCAGUUUGUAGUGUGAAACAGCCACCGUGAGAGUAAACUCCUUCAAGUCCAGGGCCAUGGUUCUCAGUUGGGAUGAUUCAAAGGUCAGUCUCUGCCUCUAAAGUUUGAUAUUUAGCAGAAAGCAGCAAGACAUGAAGAGAUUCAUUAACAUAAAUCAGGGUUGGCUGGACUCCGCUUCAGAUUUAGGGUGAGAAACUCAGAAGAAGACACAAAGAACUGCUGAUCCUUUGUAUUAAAAUUAAAUUAAAAUCUCGUCUACACACGUCAUCUAGAAUCUUCUUGCCGUAACUGGCGACAGCCAUGAAAGUCGAAGUGGUGAGAAAGUAACUUUUGUGUUUUGAAAAUGGGCUGCAGUAACCAAAUUUGACCACAAGAUGGCAUUAGUGUUUCAUUCUUAUAUAAUGCACGUUUAAAAAGUUCUGUAUAACAAAGUUUUACUUACAUAGAUUUGUUCAGAUUUAAAGCCAUUGUUUGUUAAAUGAAAGGGCCAAAAAUGCAAAAGUGAUGGAUAAGGUUUCUGUCUCUUUCCAUCUACAAUUUCCUGUUUUUUUAAAAGUUCCUCUUUGGUAUAAAACAAAAGACACGUUUACCACUGUCAGUAGCUCAGAACAAAUCGUCACACAAUGGAUCAACCAAAUUCCACCAUGGCUACUUUCAACUUCACCUCUUCUGCAGGACCUCAUCCUUCCUGGGACUCCAGCGGUCUGGUUCCUGCGGUGAUGUUGUCCCUCGUCUGCGUUUUGGGAGUUCCUGGAAACAUCGCUGUGAUCAUUCUUAAGCCCAACUUUGCGAGAAUGUCCAGUCUGAGCCAGUCUUUGCUGCUAAACCUGGCCAUCUCUGAUCUGCUCUGCCUGAUGACCCUUCCUCCGUGGAUUUAUGCUUUCCUGUACGGCUGGCACUUUGGCGUGGUCGCCUGUAAGCUUCUAGCAUACGUUGAGUGCUGCACCAUUUACGGUAGCCUUCUCACUGUGACCGGACUAGGCAUUCAACGCUACCUUGUUGUCGUGCACCGGCAGAGCUGUCAACAGACUGGACUGCUGCUGGCUCUGCUCUGGCUGGUGUCUUUCACCCUGUCCACUCCGUCUUUGGUGACUCGAAGCGUUAAAAAUCAACUGUGGCCAGACUGUCAAGACCAGUACUCUUCUGAUUCCCAACAGAUAGCUUCACUGAUGACAGAGACCACGUUUGGAUUUCUUUCCUUUAUUAUUGUGGCUUUUUCAUACAUUCAGAUCAAGAGAACUGUUAACCAGUCAGCCUUUUUCAAAUAUCCACAGACGACCAGACUGGUUACCAGCAUCAUCGUAAGCUUAUUUGUCCUGUGGGCUCCAUACCACAUUGUAAACAUUUUGGGUGUGGUUGCCAUUUGCCUCAAAAAUGAAAGCCUUUUGAAGUUUUAUAAAGACACAAAGAACAUUGUAGGAUCGGUAACAUUCACAAACAGCUUCCUGAAUCCAUUCCUGUAUGCUUUUGCAUCUGGUAAAAUCAGCAUGAGCUGUCGAAAACAUAAACCAGUAACGCAAAUGGAAACAAUCUCUCAGGUAACAGAAGUUUCUACAGUUGCAGAACUUUGCCAGUGACAAUAUUUAGAAAUGUCAUUUCUCACUGCGUAAAAGAUGAUGAUGGUGUGGGUUUGGAACAGUUCUUGAAGUUGAAGAAAGUAAGUGCUGGUACUACCAUUAAGAGAGACAGAAUAUUUGUUCUGUAGUUUUGGAAAUGUCAACUGAUAAACUGCACGAAAAAGUGUCGGCAUGUGCGGGUACCAGAAGUUCAAAAUAAAAUCGGUUAUAUGAUGUAAUCAUCUAUUUGUCACAACACGACUUACAUAAUACACAUUUUAAUGAUUUAUUGCGAUGUAAAAAUACUUUUUUUAAUUUAAU